Molecule: messenger RNA, 3207 nt
Organism: Didymella exigua CBS 183.55
Lineage: Eukaryota; Fungi; Ascomycota; Dothideomycetes; Pleosporales; Didymellaceae
Product: NAD-specific glutamate dehydrogenase
Exons: 2
Coding region: 1-3207 (1068 amino acids)
Cellular component (GO): mitochondrion
Molecular function (GO): L-glutamate dehydrogenase (NAD+) activity
Source: RefSeq, a predicted model, not a curated record
AUGGCGUCGACACCAAUCAACGGCAACGGCGCGCAGGCCGUUGCCCAGAAGCUCCUGAACGCCGACCAGAAGCCCGGGUCGAGACCGACGCAUCUCAGCAUGGGCUCCGGGCUCUCAGGCUCUGGCAGCAACACACCACGCAUAAUACCGCAAGAGGGCACAAGCGGCUCCGGCUAUGUUGCUCCUACAUUCGAUGGCAAGGAGCAGCAGAUGGAGGCUGUCAUGGACGGCGUCGAGGACAAGGGUUUCAUUCCCCCGGAGCUCGUCGAGUCCGAGGUCAAGUGGUUCUACAUGCAACUCGGCAUCGACGACAUGUACUUCGCUACUGAGUCGGCCGAGGCCAUCAUCACCCACAUCCACUCGCUCUACGCCGCCAAGGUGGCUGCGUACGCCCGCGACGACAAGCGUCUCGAGAUCAGGCUCGACAAGGAGCACGAGGACCACGCCGUGUACAUCGACACCAGCAAGCCUGGUGUCUCCAUUCUCGACGGACCGCGCUACGAACAGCGCAUCGACACAAAGUACCUGAAUCCCUCGAAGGGUAGCUCCGGAUACCGUGUCGAGAGCUUCCGCUCGGCGAGCCCACUGCCCGGCAGCGACGACCAGCAGCUGCGAUGCUACUUCGUCUACCAGUGCGAUUUCGAGCAGGCCACCCCUAGCCCGACCGAGACCAACGUCGAGAAGGUCGGUGACAAGCGCUUCCUGCAGAAGGCUACGGCCAAUACCAAGGCCAUCUACCAGGAGGUACUCGAGGUCGCUGUUCAGCGAACUGGUCCUGUCAUCGAGUGGUUCGACAUCGAGGGUUCGCGGGACAAGCGUCUCGUCAUUGCCUAUAAGCAGGGCUCUGCUCUCGGCAUGUUCAGUGCGUUGAGUGACUUGUACCACUACUACGGGCUGACUACUUCACGAAAGUACGUCGAGCAAUUCUCGAACGGCUACACAGUCAUGUCGCUGUACCUCAGCCCGCUCCCCGGAGUUGCUGGUGCCAAGCACCCUCCUAUCGAGGCCUCGAUCCAUCAGAUUAUCAAGGAGAUCUCUCUGCUGUACUGCAUUCCCCAGAACAAGUUCCAGACUUUGUUUGCUACGGGCAGGCUGAGUCUACAGGAGAGCAUCUACGCUCACUGCGUCUGGGUCUUCAUCACUCACUUCCUCAACCGUCUUGGAAACGAGUACACUGCGCUCUCGGCCAUCUUAAACCCUGAGAACAGCGCCCACGCUGAGCUGCUGUCCAAACUGAAGCGCAGAUUGCGUGCCGAGACUUUCACCGCAGACUACAUCUUCGAGAUCAUCAACGAAUAUCCCGAUCUGGUUCACACCCUGUACCUAUCAUUCGCCAACACCCACUACGUCCAGACACGAGGCCAACAAGAUGACUUCUUGCCCACAUUGAGUUAUCUGCGUCUCCAGGUCGACAAGGUCCAGACCAACGAGGAGUUGACCGACACCAUCAACAGGGCUGUCGUCAAUGACCACCACGAGAUGGUCAUGAACUCGUUCCGCAUCUUCAACAAUUCCGUAUUGAAGACCAACUUCUACACCCUCACCAAGGUCGCUAUCAGCUUCCGUCUGAACCCCGGCUUCCUCCCGCUCUCAGAAUACCCUCAGCCUCUGUUCGGCAUGUUCCUCGUCAUUGGAUCUGAGUUCCGCGGUUUCCACCUCCGCUUCCGCGACAUCGCUCGUGGUGGUAUCCGUAUUGUGAAGUCGAGGAGUCAGGAAGCGUACUCGAUCAACGCACGUUCGAUGUUUGACGAGAACUACAAUCUUGCGAAUACACAACAGCGCAAGAACAAGGAUAUCCCCGAGGGCGGUUCCAAGGGUGUCGUUCUGCUUGACUUCAAGCACCAGGACAAGGCUGCUGGCGCAUUUGAGAAGUACAUUGACAGUAUUCUCGACCUCCUGCUGCCUCCUAACAGCCCUGGAAUCAAGGACCCAAUUGUCGACUUGCACGGCAAGCAGGAGAUUCUGUUUAUGGGUCCUGAUGAGAACACUGCUGAUCUUGUUGACUGGGCAACUGAGCAUGCUAGGGCUCGAGGCGCGCCAUGGUGGAAGUCUUUCUUUACUGGCAAGAGCCCUAAGCUCGGUGGUAUUCCUCACGACCGAUACGGCAUGACAACUUUGUCUGUCCGCGAGUAUGUCCUUGGUAUCUACCGCAAACUGAACCUAGACCCCAGCAAGGUCCGCAAACUGCAGACUGGUGGUCCCGACGGCGAUCUUGGCUCCAACGAGAUCUUGCUUGCAAACGAGAAGUAUGUCUCCAUCGUUGAUGGCUCCGGUGUGCUUGUCGACCCCAACGGUCUUGAUCACAGCGAGCUUCUCCGCCUCGCCAAGAACCGCCAGAUGAUCAACAACUUCGACAUCACCAAGCUGUCGAAGGACGGAUACCGUGUUCUCGUCGAUGACACGAAUGUCCGCCUGCCGUCUGGCGAUCUGGUCUACAAUGGCACCACCUUCCGCAACACCUUCCACCUGCGCAGCGACAUCCAGUACGAAACUUUUGUUCCCUGCGGUGGCCGCCCCGAGUCUAUCGAUCUCUCCUCCGCCAACAAGCUCAUCGUCGAUGGAAAGUGCAUAAUUCCCUACCUCGUGGAAGGCGCCAACCUCUUCAUUACACAAGACGCGAAGUUGCGCCUCGAGAAGGCCGGCUGCAUCCUGUACAAGGACGCCUCAGCCAACAAAGGCGGUGUGACCUCGUCAUCCCUCGAAGUCCUCGCCUCGCUCUCUUUCGACGACGAGUCCUUCGUCAAGCACAUGUGUGUCGAUGCCAACGGCGUCGCGCCCGACUUCUACAACCAGUAUGUCGCCGGCGUGCAGAAGAUCAUCCAGAACAACGCCCGUCUCGAAUUCGAGGCCAUCUGGCGCGAACAUCAGGAAACCGGGCAGCCGCGAUCGAUCCUGUCCGACACACUAUCAAACGCCAUCACGAAGCUCGACGAAGAGCUGCAGAACACCGAUCUCUGGCACAACGUCGCGUUCCGCCACUCGGUGCUGUCCGAGGCCUUGCCGCCGCUGCUGCUGCAGCAAAUCGGUCUCGAGAAGAUUAUUGAGCGCGUUCCCGACAACUACCUCCGCGCGAUUUUCGGCUCCUACCUCGCCAGCCGCUUCGUUUACGAGUUCGGCGCCAGCGCGUCGCAGUUUGCCUUUUUCGAUUUCAUGAGCAAGCGCGUCGCCAAGGCGAAUUCGCAGUCGAACGACACGGUUACUUUGUAA